CCAGGAAGUGAGCGGUUCGUAGCAAUAGACACGUUGAACCGUCGGUGUUUUAACCUUGAACAGCUUCGUAUGAAAUACAAACCCAUAACGACAACAUGCAAGUUGCUAUAGACAUCACAACAAAAUACUGCCAUAAAGAAAUGGAGGCGUAUGGCUCAUGUGUGGCAUCUAAUCCAUCAACAUGGCAACAAACAUGCCAUGAACUGAAGAUGAAGGUUGCACAGUGCACGUCCUCACACCCAGUGAUUCAGAAGAUCAGGCAGGGCUGCUCCAAGGAGUUUGCAGAGUUUGAGAGCUGUCUCAGCGAGAACCAGAACAAACUUUCGACUUGCUCACCUCAUGUGACUCGUUUUCUCAGCUGUGCGGAAUCGGUGGAUCUCAGUGGAACAGCUGCCACUCCAGUACCCCAGCCUUCGUAGGAUCUUCCAUCAUCUUCAAAUAUCAGCUACCUCCGAGUUCAUUUUUGCUGUCCAGCCUCCAACAGGAUGCACGGUACUAGAAGUGGAUGGAUUUUAUGUACAGUAACAUUUAAGCGAUAGUACUUUUUAAAAAAUGAAUUGAAAUCUAUUUGUCCAAAUGACAUUUCUGCCUUAAAAAACAAAAUGCAUGGUUUGAAUUACAGGGAGUACUUUGGGGGUCUGACC
Molecule: messenger RNA, 644 nt
Organism: Thalassophryne amazonica
Lineage: Eukaryota; Metazoa; Chordata; Actinopteri; Batrachoidiformes; Batrachoididae
Product: coiled-coil-helix-coiled-coil-helix domain-containing protein 5-like
Exons: 4
Coding region: 96-419 (107 amino acids)
Source: RefSeq, a predicted model, not a curated record